Aspergillus piperis CBS 112811 is the source of this 2023-nucleotide messenger RNA. Its product is annotated as Zn(II)2Cys6 transcription factor. The transcript is spliced from 5 exons. The record is from RefSeq and is a predicted model, not a curated record. Gene Ontology annotation, biological process: regulation of DNA-templated transcription; DNA-templated transcription. Gene Ontology annotation, molecular function: zinc ion binding; DNA binding; DNA-binding transcription factor activity, RNA polymerase II-specific. Lineage: Eukaryota; Fungi; Ascomycota; Eurotiomycetes; Eurotiales; Aspergillaceae. The coding region runs from base 1 to 1815 and encodes 604 amino acids.
AUGUCCAGUCAGGAGGCCUCUGGUCACCGACAGGUGAGAACCAGAGCCAAACAGGCUUGUCUCCACUGCAACCGCCGGCGAAUCCGCUGCAAUGUGCUACAGAUGCGCCCAUGUCAGAAUUGUCUCUCGUUGAAUGUGCCCUGUGAGAUAGGAGUUUCGAAGCGAGGAAAGUAUCCCCGUAAGAAGACUGCCCGGCAACAUGCUAUGUCACAAACGGACGGCAAUUCGGUCCAAUUACCGACAUCAUCGGGGAAAGGAAGAAGCCAUUCAACGUCACCGUCGGGUGGUAAAGACGAAGAAAGAGAGCCGCAUGUUCAUCCGAUGUCAGGGGAUGCUGCCAGUGCCCACCAGACGGUGUUCUUUGGCGAAUCCAGUCCACUCACUGUAGUCAUUGACGAAGGGCGCCGAUCGCCUGAGAAAGGGAGUGGUGAACUGCACAUGACUCGCUUUCACUAUCCCAUUCCAGAGAAGCUCAACGCUUUCAAUACCCGAGAUGAGGCUUUUCGUGCACAUAAAGUCAAGAAGGAAGACCAGCUUAGAGCUGACGGGGCCUUUUUGUACCCCCCGCCGGAGACAUGUGCCAUUCUUCUGCGGGCGUACUUUGAUUGGUUUCAUCCCUGUUUCCCGAUCCUUGAUCGUGCUGCUGUGUAUGAGGGCUAUGCGCAAGGGAUCUUGUCGCCCCUGCUCCUCCAGGCUAUGCUGUUCAUUGGUGUAAGCCUUUGCACGGACGAGGCGUUUUCCCAGACGGAGUUCCCCGUUCGAUACUGGGCGAAAUUGCUUUUCUACAGCCGAGCAAAGGCGAUAUAUGAUGCGGAAUGGAAGUCUAACAAGACGGUCAAGAUCCAAUCGUUGUUUCUGUUGAGCUUCUGGCGUGGAGGUCCUUCUGAAGAGCGGGACAUUCGAUUCUGGCUGGGAAUUGCCAUUGACUUGGCUCAAAAGCGCGGCAUGCAUUUGAUGUAUGCCCGAGACCAGCAAAGCGCCGCAGCACUUGGGCUGCCGCCGCACAUUCGGGAUGAAGACUGUGAUGUCGCCAUGCUUGAGCCAGAUGAUAUCCGGGAAGAGGAAGCGGGAGGACAAGGUCUUUUCGGUGUGCAGUGUAUAGAAGAUCUCCGUUAUCCGGCCGAGAUGGCCAAGUUGGCCAAAUUAUUGCGUUCUAUUGUAUCGACCCAUUAUUCGCCGGUAUCUCCCUCAUCCAGCGGCACGUCACGAGCGGUGUUGCAUGAGCAACUGGUGGACUGGGAAUCCGAUAUGCCUCCUGAGCUGAAGCUCGAAAACGCCACAAGUCCGCGAGCCAGGUUCCUAGCGGGACUCUUACAAAUGACAUACCAAAUCACCCACGCGUUCUCAACCCUCUGCAUUCACACCAUCGAGUUCCGUCGCUCAUCUGGGACAGGCCGUAAACUGGCGGAACACCGAGCCAGACUCUGUCUCCUGAGCCUACAGGAGCUGCAAAAAUCCUGGGACUUGGAGAACUGGGUAUUAAACCUGUUCUUCCGAUGCUUGGAUGAUAGCACUGCCCGUACUCUGCGACCGGUGGAUGCCACUGCUCCGCCCCCAAAGACCGAAGCCCGCGAUUAUGUCCCUGCCACCCCAGAUGCUUUUCCUGCUCUCAAUAUGAACCCAGAGGGACACACGCUCGACGCACCUUGUCAAUCGGCGCACUCGCCAUAUCCCACUGGUGAUAUUAGCGCCCCCAGUGAUUGGUACGGGCUGUUCAAUUUUGCCGAGGAUUAUACCGACAUUUCGGGGGUCAUUUCCAGCCACGACCCGUCUAUAAAUCUGCAGAAUUUGGAGAUUCUCUACCGAUUCUUAUGACGAAAUCUGUCCCACUUAAAAAGUCUGCACUCACAAUGGCUGCGACCGCACUUUUCCCAGCCUAGUCAACAAGUUCAGCUCGGAGGAGGAUCGUCUUGGCAGAGUUCGGUACUCGAUCGCGCUAAGCGGGCAAGGCGUGGAGCAUCGUCCGCGUGCGAGUCAGUCAGCUCACUCCCUGCCGAGGCCAGGCUGAUCCCGUAUUAAUUCC